Molecule: messenger RNA, 1122 nt
Organism: Ruditapes philippinarum (Manila clam)
Lineage: Eukaryota; Metazoa; Mollusca; Bivalvia; Venerida; Veneridae
Product: zinc finger CCCH domain-containing protein 15-like
Exons: 11
Coding region: 1-1122 (373 amino acids)
Biological process (GO): cytoplasmic translation
Cellular component (GO): cytosol
Molecular function (GO): metal ion binding; mRNA binding
Source: RefSeq, a predicted model, not a curated record
AUGUUAAAAAUCUAUAAGAAUUAUAAAUUUUGUAUCUUAUCUUUUCAGGAUAAAACAUUUGGAUUGAAAAACAAGAAAGGAUCUAAACAACAGAAGUUUAUAAAGACUGUUACACAUCAGGUGAAAAAUGCUGGACAAAAAGUGAAGCUUGAAGAGUUAAAUAAACCUGGUGACAAGAAAGGUAAAGGAAAGGAGCUAGAUGAGUUAAAUAAAUUAUUCAAACCAGUCCAGCAGACAGUCGGAAAAGGUGUUGACCCGAAGUCAGUAGUGUGUGCAUUCUUUAAGCAAGGCCAGUGUACAAAGGGAGACAAAUGCAAAUUUUCUCACGACCUCAACGUAUCUCGGAAGUCAGAGAAGAAAAAUUUGUACGAAGAUGUCCGAGACGAUGACAAGAUGGAAGACUGGGAUGAAGAGAAACUCGAGGAGGUUAUCAACAAGAAACACGGCGAACUAGAGAAGGCCAAACCUAAAACUUCCAUUAUUUGCAAAUUUUUCCUAGAAGCUGUAGAAAAUUGUAAGUAUGGUUGGUUUUGGACGUGUCCGAAUGGUGGAAAUGAUUGUAAAUACAGACAUGCUUUGCCACCUGGAUUUGUAUUAAAACGAGAUCAGAAAAAAGAAGACAAAGAGGAAAAAAUUUCAAUAGAAGAACUCGUAGAAAAAGAGAGAGCAGCAUUGGGACAUAACACAACAAAAGUCACUUUAGAAACAUUUUUGAAAUGGAAGGAAAGGAAGCGAAAAGAAAAAAUGAAGAUACAAAAAUCAGCACAGGAGAAAAAGAAAAGUGACUUUAAACAGGGCAAGGCAUUCGGAAUCAGUGGUAGAGAAAUGUUCGAGUUUAACCCCGACCUCAUCGAAGGUGACGACGAAGAGGCUACCGAAGAUGUUCUCGAGCGUGAAGAUCAGGAAGAGGAGGAUGUCGGAAGUAAUGUUAAAGAUAUCGAUCUUGGCAUGUUUGUACCGACGGAUAUAGAUGGCACGGGAACUCGAGCAGAGGAACGCACUGCUGCGGGUGCAGGAGAAGGGAAGGCGCCAACUAUGAAUGGGAUUGCAGGAGAUGACGAGGCCAAUAAAAUGGAUCUGGCCGGUGCGUUACCAACAGCAACAGGUGGAGGCGAAGCUUAA